AUGUCUUACAAUAAUGACAAAAUCAAAUUCCUAGAAGACAAACUCGAACAACUCAAACAAGCUGCAGCAUCAUAUCAGUUGCGAACAACGUGGUUCUUAGUAGAUGAAAUUAGCGGCAAACGUAGAUAUAACAACGCAUCGAAGAUCAAACGAACGGAUGGCACCAAAAUUAACUCAACCAAUGAACUUAUGAAAGAAUGGAAAAUAUAUUUCGAAGAUUUACUCAACGUCAAAUCAAACACUUCUCAAGAUACUCAAGCAAUUCCACCAGCUCCUGAAGACUUACCAAUCAAUCAAGGUCCUAUCACAAUCGAAGAGGUGGAACAAGCAGUCAAACAAUUAAAAAAUGGAAAAUCUCCUGGACUCGACUAUGCAAUAACACCUGAAGUACUCAAGUAUGGUGGCAAAUAG
Molecule: messenger RNA, 411 nt
Organism: Rotaria sp. Silwood1
Lineage: Eukaryota; Metazoa; Rotifera; Eurotatoria; Philodinida; Philodinidae
Source: the annotation of a GenBank genome assembly